Messenger RNA from Limulus polyphemus (Atlantic horseshoe crab), 2462 nucleotides. Its product is annotated as nuclear factor erythroid 2-related factor 1-like. The transcript has 6 exons. Gene Ontology annotation, biological process: regulation of transcription by RNA polymerase II. Gene Ontology annotation, molecular function: DNA-binding transcription factor activity, RNA polymerase II-specific; RNA polymerase II cis-regulatory region sequence-specific DNA binding. Bases 4 to 1740 code for a protein of 578 amino acids. The record is from RefSeq and is a predicted model, not a curated record. Gene Ontology annotation, cellular component: nucleus. Lineage: Eukaryota; Metazoa; Arthropoda; Merostomata; Xiphosura; Limulidae.
GAUAUGUCUGGCCCGUUUAGCUUUUCUCUAGCUACUAACUGCGAGAAUCAGGGAACGGGCGUUUCCAAUCCAACGCUUUCUACCAUCGGUCAGCGAAACUAUUACUCCAUGGGCGCUACCUCUCCAUCCUCUUUGCAAUCAUCCCACACUGGCAUCAACGACGUUUUCUCCUCCAGCUCUGUUUUGCCAAAUGGAUCAAUUCCUCAUCCAAAUGCGGGCGGUCUCCCCAACGGGUUUCCUUAUUCUGUUUCAUGUGUUGGAGGUGCAUCGAAUAUUGGAACAGCGAUGGCAGUUUCUCUUGCCACAUUGACCAGUAGUACAGAUCAGGUCCCAGAAGGGAUGAUGGGAAUUAUGUAUGACCAAGACUUUCAGGAGUUUGUAUAUGCUAGCAACGCCUCAGCUACAAUACCCUCAACGCUACAGAUGGCGAGCACAGGAGCCACUCCCACUCCAGAUCCAUCUAACACUAACAAUACAACAACACCCAUUCAACUUACGAACAAUAACCAGGAGUAUCUUCUUCCUGAAUUAUUGGUAGACGAUGCCCUCCAUUUAAUGGACGUCACUGGGGAAGGCUCAAACCGGUUUCUUCCAUCGGUUAAUUUGCAAUUACGAUCAGGAGAAAAACGAGAGGAAAUGAUUAGCGAUUCAGCUGUAUCUUCGCUAGGUCCAGAUCGCGUACAGUCGUUGUCCGAAGCUGAGUGGAUUGACACCUGUUCUGAAAAUUCAUCCAAUCAUGGCGAGCAAGACACUUCUAGCUAUGCAGUUGACGCUAAUGAUCAUUCUCGCCACCUAGUGUCAGAAGUACAAGAAUGUCCUGUCCCAUUGCAAUAUUCGAAUAACCAGCACCUCUUGGUGGCAGAGAAAAAAUACAGAUUGUUCGGUAGAAGACCGCUAAGCUACCAGAGCGCGGCAGGACAAGAAGAUUUCGUCGAAACCGGACAAUUAACUCAACCUGUGCUUGAAUCACAUUAUUUUAACCUACCAGAUCAAGGAAACAACUACUUACCAAAUACAUUUGCAUAUCAAAACUUGGAUAGUUUUCCAACGGUGGGUAAUCAAAAUUAUUGUGGAAACGCUCUGUCAAGUGGGGCCAACAACGCCGUUUACGUCGAUUCAUUUCAUCGUAGCAAUUACUACCAUCUUCCAAUAGAUAGCAACAAUUCGUUCCAGAAAAACAACCCUCGUAACAUUAACGAAAACAAACAAGAUGAAGCGACUAGUAGAGAUGAAAAGAGAGCGAAAGCGUUAAAACUCCCCAUUACAAUCGAAGACAUCAUCAACUUACCUAUAGACGAAUUCAAUGAAAAACUUUCGAAGUAUGAGCUAACCGAAGCCCAGUUAUCUUUAAUACGAGACAUAAGGAGACGAGGAAAGAACAAGGUGGCAGCACAAAAUUGUCGGAAAAGAAAACUUGAUCAGAUUAUUGGACUUCAGAAGGAGCUGGAAAUACUACAGACGGAUAAAAUUCAUUUACAAUCCGAAAGAGAGCGUCUGUUAACUGAUCGAAAUCAGUUACAUGAAAAAUAUACACAACUAUAUCAAGUUGUACUUCAGAACACACAGCGCCAUCCUGCGGCCAGUUUAUAUACAACACAACAUUCUCAUGUUAUUAUUGGUUCUGCAAUAAAGUCAGGAGCAGAAGUUCCCAGAGGAAUAGACAGAGGACAGUACAGCAGAGAAAAUAUUUUCAACAUAAACAUCCAGCAAUCAGAUGAAAACAAUAUUCAAGACACAUAACAAUACUGUAAAGUACCCUCUUCAUGCUCGUCAAAUUACACUAUUGAAGGUAAUUUCGCUAGUUGAUUAUAGGCUAGUUCUUGAAAACGAAUCCACCGUCAAUAGAAAAAAGGGAGAUAUUUUUCGGAAUAGUGUUUGAAACAAGAUAGGAUAGAACAAUUUCAGCGUGAUACCACGUACAAUUAUCAAAUAUUCAAACUCUAAGUAACGUCAGACAGACAAUGUGAAGUAAUGGACAAGAAGCGCUAUCAAGUCUUGAAAAAAAUAGGAAUACUUGUUUAAAUUAGACAGUUAAUAAAUAAACACGUCCAUAUAAAGAAUAAUAAAGAAAAUCAAAAGUGCACGAAGAUAGAUUUGGCAUAUGCAAAUGUUACAAGCUAUAGCUUUAUAUAUAUAUACAUCCUCAAUAUAUAUAUAUUGAGGAUGUAAUUUUGUUUCAUACAGCUUUCACAUAACUUCUGCCCUAUGAUUCUAAUUGAAAAACUGCAAUAAUAUCAUUAACAAAAAUGUUGAAAACGGGUAUGUUACAAUGUGUGGUUCAUUUUUCAUCAUGUUAUAUUUCAACUUGUACUAGAAUUAGACGUCUAAUUAUAUCAAUAUAUCAAAUAAGAAAAUGGGAUGAAAGUUAUACCGCAUGAAUUAAACUCAUUAAGAAGUAUUAACUCUAACCUAACUUGUUUCGGAGUUGUCGAAACAUACUAGGUUUACAGAGGUUAAUAAAC